UGUCGGCGAGCGGAGGUGAGAGGUCAGCAGGAAGUCGAUACGUGGCCGCCGCCUGUGCCCGCCGAGGAGGCGCUCGGAGCGGAGAUGGCGGCGCAGCUGAACGUAGAGCAGCAGCUCGAGGUGUCGCUCGACGGCCUCACCCUGAGCCCGGACUCGGAGGAGCGGCCCGGCGCGGAGGGUGCCCCGUUGCUGCCGUCGCCGUCCUCGCCCCCCGGGACUGGACGGGGCCCAGGCGCCGCAGGGCAGCAGCCGGAGCCCGGGGAGGCGGCGGCGGCUGAGGGUGCGGCCGAGGAGGCGCGGCGGAUGGAGCAGCACUGGGGCUUCGGCCUGGAGGAGCUGUACGGCCUGGCGCUGCGCUUCUUCAAAAUAAAAGAUGGCAAGGCUUUUCAUCCAACUUAUGAAGAAAAACUGAAGUUUGUGGCACUGCACAAGCAGGUUCUCUUGGGCCCAUAUAACCCAGACACUUGCCCUGAGGUUGGAUUCUUUGAUGUGUUGGGGAAUGAUAGGAGGAGAGAAUGGGCAGCCCUGGGGAACACGUCCAAGGAGGACGCCAUGGUAGAGUUUGUGAAGCUUCUAAAUAGGUGUUGUCCUCUCUUUUCGGCCUAUGUUGCUUCCCACAGGAUAGAGAAGGAGGAAGAAGAGAAAAGAAGAAAGGCGGAGGAGGAGCGAAGGCAGCGUGAAGAGGAAGAACGAGAGCGUCUGCAAAAGGAAGAAGAGAGACGGAAGCGAGAAGAGGAGGAAAGGCUUAGACGGGAGGAAGAGGAGAGGAGGCGAAUAGAAGAAGAAAGGCUUCGACUGGAACAGCAAAAGCAGCAGAUAAUGGCAGCUUUAAACUCGCAGACUGCCGUGCAAUUCCAGCAGUAUGCAGCCCAGCAGUAUCCAGGGAACUACGAGCAGCAGCAGAUUCUCAUCCGCCAGCUGCAGGAGCAGCACUAUCAGCAGUACAUGCAACAGUUGUAUCAAGUUCAGCUUGCACAGCAACAGGCAGCAUUACAGAAGCAACAGGAAGUAGCAGUGGCUGGGGCUUCAUUGCCUGCAUCAUCAAAAGUGAAUGCAGCUGGAGCAGGUGAUAUGAUGUCAGUUAAUGGGCAGGCCAAAACCCACACUGUCAGUUCCGAGAAAGAAACUGAGCCAGAAGUGGCAGAAGAAGCCUUGGAAAAUGGACCAAAAGAAUCUCUUCCAGUGAUUGCCGCUCCAUCCAUGUGGACAAGACCACAGAUCAAAGACUUCAAAGAGAAGAUUCGGCAGGAUGCAGAUUCUGUGAUUACAGUACGCCGAGGAGAAGUGGUCACUGUUCGAGUCCCCACUCAUGAAGAAGGAUCAUACCUCUUCUGGGAAUUUGCUACAGACAGUUAUGACAUUGGAUUUGGGGUUUAUUUUGAAUGGACAGACUCUCCAAAUGCUGCCGUCAGUGUGCAUGUCAGCGAGUCCAGUGACGACGACGAGGAGGAAGAAGAAAAUGUUACUUCUGAAGAGAAAGCUAAAAAGAAUGCCAACAAGCCUCUGCUGGAUGAGAUUGUGCCUGUGUACCGGCGGGACUGUCAUGAGGAAGUGUAUGCAGGCAGCCACCAGUAUCCAGGGAGGGGAGUCUAUCUCCUCAAGUUUGAUAACUCCUACUCUUUGUGGAGGUCCAAGUCAGUCUACUACAGAGUCUAUUAUACUAGAUAAAGCAGAUGUUACAGAGUCUGGAGUCUAAGGUUGGGCAGAAGAUGACAUUUAGUUUCUUUUGACUUUUGUGGCACAUUGGAGUCGGUGUUUACCCUCUUGAUCUUGUUGCGAUGGUUUAUGAACUCUUGCUGGGAACCAGGAUUUCCUGAGACUCUUUAGCAUUGAUGCUGUGAGGUUAAAAGCGGCUCUGAAGACUCAUCUAGGCCUUGGGUGCUGACCAACAGAGCCUCUAGUGGAUUUUGGAGGUGUGUGAGCUACGUGGUAAAUAUUCAGUCUCCAUAAUAAAUGGCCCAGCGUCGACCGGACCUGGCUGCUGGUUAGUCCUUUGCUGUCAGCUCUGCGUGUUCUCCCAGAGCCCACAGUUACAGCUCUGUUGGGAUUGCUUCUCUUGUACUCUACAUCAGCUUUGACUGAAUGAAGCUCAACAAUUUGAAACUUUAAAACUCAAGACUUCACAGAUUAUAGUAGGAAAAGAAAUGGCCUCCACUUGGUCUUACCUGAGUGACCCAGGUUGUUUUUGCUUUCUAUACAGCUGUUUAGUUAGUUAUGUUACAGAGAAUUAUUUUCUGAGAAUCUUAAACUUAGAACAUUCAAACUCAGUAGAUGAUUGACAUGGAAAGACAGAUAAACACCUCAGUAUCCUUCUACCAGGUCCCUCAGACUCUCAGGCCUUUUCUUCCAUUUGCUAUUCACACUACUGGUAACAUAACUAGUUAAUUUUGUUUUGGUACAGCUUUAUGAAACAUCUCAAAUUGAAGUUAUUUUCUGUAAAAAACAUACAGCCAGUUUUAUGAACUCAAAUUGACACCUACUGAAUUAAAAUAUGCAAAAUCACUUUAAUGCAAUUCAGCAUUUGAGGAGUACCAUUGCAUUAAUAGAAAAUCACUGCCAGGGACAGUCCAAAUUUUUUUCUAUUUAUUAUUAGGGCACAAACUUCACAAUCCCAGUUUGGAAUUACACACUAGAGAAAAUGGAAAGUUCAUAGCCUGUGCUUAAAUGUUAGAGCUUUACUCUGUGUUAUAUCUUACUGGUGGGGAAAGGUACAUCUUUGGUUUUCUUAGGAAAAGAAGUCCACAUUAUUAUUUCCAAUUUGUGAAAGUGGUUAAGCACCCAGAGAGAAGGCGGUAUAGAUAGGUAUGGCAAAGACAGUGUCUGCCUUGUGUCAUUUGUCACAAAAACCCCUUAGGUUUAAUUUUCACACCACGGAUCCGUUGGCUAGCUGCAGUGUGCACAGUUCACUACAUCCAGGCUAUUUGAGGUUUUCAUAUGCUGCAUUUGUUUGUUUUUAAUACCUGGUUUCAUAGAUAUUUAAUUCUGUUCUCUUUUGGUUGUUAAGAAACUGGAUUGUUUUCUCCUAACCAGUGCUUAAUCUGUGUUUUUGAAUUUUGAUUUGAAGUAGUCGAAUGUCUAUGCUGUUACAUCCAGAAUAUUCAUUAGGCUGCCCCACAGCUCUUAUGUAUAUAUAGAAACCACAGAGUUAGGAUUUUUUUAAUGAAAAAGUACUGUAUUUAAAAUGUAAAAUAAACUUUUAAAAAGCAGGCACUAAUAUAUAUUUCUUUCAGCCUUUGAUUACAAUUUUGUCCUUGCACAUGUUAAGAUAAAUUAUCUUCUAAAAAUAUUGUUCUUGGGAGCAGUGUAUAUCACUUUACAUAGCAGUGUCUGUCACAUGUUCAUAUCCGAACAGUUUGGUUCUAAACUUUUUUAUCGCCUUUGGCCGUUGAUUAGUACCGUAUAAGUGCGAUUUCAAAAGAUCUUGAAAGUAAUAUAUUUAAUCAAUUAAAAUGUUUAUCUGUAA
Molecule: messenger RNA, 3463 nt
Organism: Microtus oregoni (creeping vole)
Lineage: Eukaryota; Metazoa; Chordata; Mammalia; Rodentia; Cricetidae
Gene: Acbd3
Product: acyl-CoA binding domain containing 3
Exons: 8
Coding region: 85-1668 (527 amino acids)
Cellular component (GO): Golgi membrane
Molecular function (GO): fatty-acyl-CoA binding
Source: RefSeq, a predicted model, not a curated record